CCAGAGCAACAGAAGAAGGAGGCAGGGACUCGACAACCUGUGGUGAUUCUCUUGGGCUGGGGUGGCUGCUCUGACAAGAAUCUUGCCAAGUACAGCGCCAUCUACCAUAAACGGGGCUGCAUCGUGAUCCGAUACACAGCCCCAUGGCACAUGGUCUUCUUCUCCGAGUCCCUGGGUAUCCCUUCACUUCGUGUUUUGGCCCAGAAGCUGCUUGAGCUCCUCUUUGAUUAUGAGAUUGAAAAGGAGCCCCUGCUCUUCCAUGUCUUCAGCAAUGCCGGCGUCAUGCUGUACCGCUACAUGCUGGAGCUCCUCCUCACCAAUCAGCGCUUCUGCCACCUGCACGUGGUGGGCACCAUCUUUGACAGCGGCCCUGGUGAUAGCAACUUGGUGGGGGCUCUGCGGGCCCUCGCAGCCGUCCUGGAGCACCGGCCUGCUGUCCUGCGCCUGCUGCUCCUGGUGGCCUUCGCCCUGGUGGCAGUCCUGUUCCAUAUCCUGCUUGCUCCAGUCACUGCCCUCUUCCACACCCACUUCUAUGAUAGGUUACAGGACUCAGCUUCUCGCUGGCCUGAGCUGUACCUCUACUCACGGGCUGACGAGGUGGUCCUGGCCAGAGAUGUGGAACGCAUGGUGGAAGCACGCCAGGCACACCAGGUCCUGGUGCACUCUGUGGACUUUGUGUCAUCUGCACACGUCAGCCACCUCCGCGACUACCCUACUUACUACACAAGGCUUUGUGUCGACUUCAUGCAUAGCUGUGCCCACUGCUGAGGUCCCUGCCUCACUUCUGCACCAAAAAUAAAUGCCUAA
Elephantulus edwardii (Cape elephant shrew) is the source of this 807-nucleotide messenger RNA. It is a transcript of the gene TMEM53, whose product is annotated as transmembrane protein 53. Lineage: Eukaryota; Metazoa; Chordata; Mammalia; Macroscelidea; Macroscelididae. The record is from RefSeq and is a predicted model, not a curated record.